Pseudophryne corroboree (corroboree frog) is the source of this 4477-nucleotide messenger RNA. RefSeq names its product oocyte zinc finger protein XlCOF8.4-like. The record is from RefSeq and is a predicted model, not a curated record. Bases 109 to 1536 code for a protein of 475 amino acids. NCBI's taxonomy places the organism in Eukaryota, Metazoa, Chordata, Amphibia, Anura, Myobatrachidae. The transcript is spliced from 7 exons. Gene Ontology annotation, biological process: regulation of DNA-templated transcription.
AGAGGUGAGUGGGCGGAAACAGACUAGAGACAUUAAUGUGACUGGCAAAAGAUUUCUGCCCUAUGUACAGGGUAUACUGUCCUGUGUAGCUCAUCUGUCAUACCGAGGAUGGACGGCCAUCGCAUGUCUGAGAAGAUAUUAAACUUGACGAUGGAGAUUGUCUACCUGCUGACUGGGGAGAAGUACACAGUAGUAAAGAAGAUAUCUGGUGAGUGUGAGACACCCAAAAGCUGCCCCCAUGUGUUAGGAGGACUAAACAGGACUCCGAGCCCCAUCGUGGUGCCUCCACCUCAGUCACUGAUACAUGAGAGACACAAUGAGCAGAAGAUCCUGGAACUCACCAACAAAAUCAUUCAGCUGCUGACUGGAGAGGUUCCUAUAAGGUGUGAGGAUGUCACUGUCUCUUUCUCCAUGGAGGAGUGGGAGUAUAUAGAGGAACACAGGGGUCUGUACAAGGACGUGAUGAUGGAGAAUCACCGGCCCCUCACAUCACUGGAUGGGGCCAGUAACAGGAAUACCACAGAGAGAUGUCCCCGUCCUCUUUAUUCCCAGGAUCAUACAGAGGAGAAUCACAGUGUCAUACAGGAGGGUCAGGGGAAAGAUCUAAUUAUUAUUAAAGCAGAAGAUAUAAAAAAGGAAGAGGAGACGUAUGUGAUGGGUGAUCAGCAGUGUAAGGAGAAGGAAAUCCCUACAGAUAUCAGCACAGCAGGUGGGCACAAUGGUUGGAAUAUAUCAGAUGAACAUCUCAUUUUAUAUCCAGAAUUUAAAGUAGAAGAUGACAUCACAGGACAAUCUCCAGGAGAAAAUGCAAUUGCCCGAACCUUAUAUCAAGCACGUGACGGUGUACGUGUAUCUCCUGAUCCCACUAAUCACGGGGAAUGUUCUCCAGAUACCUAUAAUAAUGUUACACAUGGUGCAGCUCCUACAGGCGAUAUUAUCUUUCCCUGUCCUGAAUGUGGUAAAUGCUUUAGAAAUCAGUCACUGUUUAUCAGACAUCAAAGAAGUCACACAGGGGAGAAGCCAUUUUCCUGUACCGACUGUGGCAGGUGUUUUGUUCAGAUAUCAGAACUGGCAGUACAUCACCGAACUCAUACAGGUGAAAAACCAUUUCCAUGCUCGGAGUGCGGGAAAUGUUUUAGGAUUAGGCGAAACCUGGUUAAGCAUCAGAAAAUUCACACAGGUGACAGGCCCUAUCCGUGCACAGUGUGUGGGAAAUGUUUUAAGCAAAAAUCAACCCUAAUUGACCACCAAAGAACCCACACAGCUGAGAAGCCAUUUACAUGCUCCGAGUGUGGGAAAUGUUUUACACGUAAAUCGGUUCUUGUGGACCACCAGAUAAUCCACACGGGAGAGAAGCCAUUUACAUGUUCCGAGUGUGGGAAAUAUUUCACCCGGAAAGCAAAUCUUGUGGAACACCAGAGAAUUCACACAGGAGAGAAGCCAUUUUUAUGCUCUGAGUGUGGGAAAUGUUUUACUGUGAAGUCACAUCUUGUCAGACACCAGAGAACUCACAGAAGUGACAAACCGUUCCAGUGAGCAGAUAGACCUGAAAGGGGAUUGCAACAAUAUUUGAAAUACUGUAGAAUCAGUUGUCAGCUUUUAUACAUAUAUAUAUUGCAUAUAUUUUACACCAUGUUUGGUCAUGCUGUAAUGGACAAUGUGAAAUGGUUCCUCUGAUUAGUCUGGAAUUUCUGAGUUACUCUCUUACAGGUGGAUAUUGGGAAAGCUCCAAACAAACGUUUCGUCAUGCCAUGCAAUGUUUUUGUGCGAAUGACCCCCUUUAUGCUGGUAUGUGCAUGGCUUAAUGGGCGCUGAUGAGUCUGCAGAUGGCGGAGCUUCUGAUGACGGGAGCUGAGUGUGGUCCAAGUGCCAUGAGAUAUAUGUUAUUCCGGAUGUGGCCUUAAUCGGUGGAGAUUGCAUAAUUACAGGGGCUUUCUCAGUUUAGCACUUGGCUCUGCAUAAAUGCUUGGUCUUGUUGCACGCAUACAGAUGGCCAAGAUCGGACCUCUGGCCUAUAUUGCAGGACCUUCACUGGCUACCCUUCCCAUUCAGAAUCCAAUUCAAGCUUCCCACACUCACCUACAAAGCCCUCACCCACUCUUCUCCCUCUUACAUCUCUGACCUUAUCUCUCUUUACAUUCCCACCCGUCCUCUUCGCUCUGCUAAUGCACGCCGUCUCUCCUGCCAACUGAUUACCUCCUCCCACUCCUACCUACAAGAUUUUGCACGUGCUGCUCCCUAUCUCUGGAAUUCUCUACCUCUCCCUAUCCGACUCCCCACCUCUCUACAAAACUUCAAACGGGCUCUCAAGAACCACUUCUCCAAACCCAGCCAACACUUCUCCUAACCCUCUUGUCUAUGCUCACUGUCUACCCCUUCUGUGUCACCCCGGUCUGUUAUCCCCUCACCUUUAAGAUUGUAAGCUCGCAAGAGCAGGGCCUUUUUUCCUCAUGUGCCUUUCCUUUUCUUACUUAUACUAUCUUAUACUCCAUACUCCCUUUGAUGGCACCUAACCCCUGGCUUUCCAUACCUGUCCUAUAUUGUCUUGAACUGUAAGUGCUGUUUUCUUGUUUGCUCAUUUAAUUAUGUACUGUAUAAUGGGUGCUGCGGAUCCCUUGUGGCGCCAUAUAAAUAUAGGAUAAUAAAAUAAUAUUGUUAUAUAGCCUCCUGUACCCUCUAGGUACAUACGAAAAUGAUUUAGAAUGCAGGGGGAGAAUCUGUUGUGGUCCUUACAGUAUGUGUAAAUAUAUGUAACAGUCGUCAUUAUAGAAUCUUAUAUUUUCCCCUCUUCCUAUGGAAGUAAUAGUACAUUCCUGGCCUGUGUGUCUUAUACCUCAUAUAUUGUGCACCGUAGUUUGUACAGUGACAGAUGAGGUAGGCUGAUGACAGUACAGUACAUAUAUGAAGAGGAUAUGCAGUUAUAUUGUCAAUCUAUAGUAAUAUUAUAAGAAUGUUGUGUCUUUUGGCGCAAAAGCCACUGAACCGAUUUUCAUGAGAACUGCAUCCUUUUGUAGUGUGAACUCCGAAAAAUAACCUGCACGUUGUUUCAUCUCAAUCUGUCAAGUUAAAGCUGAACAAUAACAAAAACAAAAUGUAUUGGCAUCAUCAGUGCAAGAGAUAGGUGUGGCACCAUGCGCGUGGCUGGGAAGGGGCGUGCUGAGAGGUGCUUUUGAGUCGAUUGACAAAUGUCAUGAGAAUAGUUCAAAGGCUAGAUAAGGGGUGCAUCCAAUUUCCUGCAAAAUUUGCGAGAUGCCAGUGGCAUGUAAACCCAAACUUGCAUCCCUCAUACCACUUAAUAACCGACUUACAGAUAUUUGCUUACAGGGAAUAGUAUUGACCCCUUAGAAUAUAAUCUGUGUGUGUUCCCAUACCUCUCACUCAUAUUCCUGUUUUUUAGGUACUGGAGUACCAAUUUCACCAUGCAUGCACGUCUCGGAACCCACCACAUAGGGAGAUAUGUACAUAGGGAAAUAUGUAGGGCAGUUAAUUUGUAUCAGAUAGAUACUACGCUCAAGUAAACCUGAAACCUGUGUAAGUCUGAAAUUGCUUACCACAGAACUCUAGAAUGGAGUAGCUGCACGUAGUAAAAUCCACAAUGAGGGUCAUUCCGAGUUGUUCGCUCGCAAGUGAAUUUUAGCAGAUUUGCUCAUGCUAAGCCGCCGCCUACUGGGAGUGAAUCUUAGCAUCUUAAAAUUGCGAACAAUGUAUUCGCAAUAUUGCGAUUACACACCUCGUAGCAGUUUCUGAGUAGCUUCAGACUUACUCGGCAUCUGCGAUCAUUUCACUGCUUGUCGUUCCUGGUUUGACGUCACAAACACACCCAGCGUUCGCCCAGACACUCCCCCGUUUCUCCAGCCAUUCCUGCGUUUUUUCCGGAAACGGUAGCGUUUUUUCCCACACGCCCAUAAAACGGCCUGUUUCCGCCCAGUAACACCCAUUUCCUGUCAAUCACAUUACGAUCGCCAGAACGAUGAAAAUGCUGUGAGUAAAAUUCCUAAGUGCAUAGCAAAUUUACUUGGCGCAGUCGCAGUGCGGACAUUGCGCAUUAAGCGGAAAAUCGCUGCGAUGCGAAGAUUUUUACAGAGCGAACAACUCGGAAUGACCCCCAAUGUUUGUAGCCUAUAGUAUUUUAGCGUCUUCAAUCAGAAUGUGUAGGAGUCUGCUACAAUAAACAUGUCUUGUUUACUGAUUGCUACAAAUUAUAGAUAGUCUGCACCCAUAAAUUAAUGUCGACAUACUAUCUGAGACUGCUAUUCAUAAAAGCCGCCAGACCUCAGAAUGCAGAUAACUUGAAAGCGGCUCCAAUAAAAUAAAGGGUAAAAUUAAAAAGCACUACCCGCUCAUAUACUAUUGUACAGUUUAUACUUCGUUAGUGUCCAAGAUGUGUUUCUUGUAGUGUUCCUGUACUUUCUUCUUUGGUGUCCUUUCCCUCAACGGUUUAUAACAUGGAAAAGAAAAUAAAGAACAUUAAAGUGUA